ACUAUAUCUGAUCCUUGAAUGGUUGCUUGUAUGUUGCAGUUCAUGGGAGCACACGUUGUUUUGGCGUGUUUUAAUCAGUGACCUCGCUCAGCACAGAGGAGUCAUAGAGACAGAAACCUCGGAUGGUCUAACUUGACUUUGAUCAAAGCAUGCUUUUGCAAGGUCACACUACAAGCGAACGUUUUGUCUUGUUGCUUUCUUGUCUUUUCCCCCCUUCUCUUUUUGAUAAUUUUCUUCUUUUUUGUCUGAGCACAGCCUGUUCAGAGUGUUCAGAUUUCAUCUCAAAGAAUAUAGAGAAAGGGUGUAGGACAAAUAAAGACAGCUGUCACGUUUUAGGCGCACGGCCAGAGCAGGUGACGUUGAAAAACUUGACCUUUGUUCAUUCUCUCUUUCCUCUCGGGCAUGUAGACAUGAGAUCAUUGUGGCAGUUGGGCCAUGGGCGCCGUUGAUGUCAACUUUACUUGCCUGGAGUCCAGAAUUGACAAAUGUGCUACAAUGCGGUGUCCGCGAUCAGGAAGGCAGGCCCGUCAUCAGUCUUUUUUUCUUCUCUGAUCUGGUCCGAAUGGAGAGCAUGGACUUGAAUCCAACCCUCGUGUGGU
This is a messenger RNA of Colletotrichum acutatum, 599 nucleotides long. RefSeq lists its product as uncharacterized. The transcript has a single exon. Bases 150 to 449 code for a protein of 99 amino acids. NCBI's taxonomy places the organism in Eukaryota, Fungi, Ascomycota, Sordariomycetes, Glomerellales, Glomerellaceae. The record is from RefSeq and is a predicted model, not a curated record.